AUGACGAAACAAACUAAGCAAGACAAAGAGGGUACGAAGAAAUCAAAGGAAAAUGGGUCCAAAAAGGAGAAGUUGGUGUCCUCCGUAGCACCACUGAUAACUACGGAAUGCCAGCUUCGAAAGGUGAUUAAAGAUAAGAAAAAGGAAAAUUAUACUGUGGAUGAAGCUAAGAAUAUUUACCAUUCUGUACAGGAAUCCAAAUCUGGAUUCCCAAUCUACAUGGCUUCUAUUUACCCCGAGAAGGUGACGUUCAAACCUACUGAGAAGGGUAAAAAGAUGAGACCGGUCGAAUAUACCACUAUUGGACAAAUUAUUCAGAUACCAGAAGACCUUCAGUCUUUCCUACUUCACGUCCCCAAAUCUAAGAAAGCCAAGUCAUUUACCGCUCUCUUUGCAUGGCUUGAUCCUCAAAUGUCAAAAAGAUUUGAAAAGAUUGUUCAUCAAGCUAACAAUUCCCUAGCCAUGGCUCCACUUAAGGACAAUGUUACAAAUGCACAAAAUAAGGGUUCGCACCCAAGAUCCGAUGCAUCUAAUGCUGGCUAUAGUAAAUCAUCGCUUCUCCAACCUCCAAAUGCUCCCUACUUUGCAACCUCUUUAUCCCCCUCUGUAUGUGAUACAAAGGAUUUGAGUUCUGAUCUUAUUCGGGUAUCUAAACGUGUUUCGGAGACCUACACCUAUUACUGUCCAAACAGAACCUUUUACCGUAGUGGCAAAGGGGAAGAAAAUCACAACACACAAGCUUCUAGUGGAUCUACUUGCUCAAGCGAUAGUUCCUAUGGCGACGAUUCAGAAGAUUCAGAUUGUAUCUGUCGUGAUAAGGAGUCGGUGUUUUACGGAGAGAGGAUGUCACCCAAGUCGCAGUACAUCGAUCGACUGCUGAGAGCCACCGUACAAAUGCAGAAUGAAAACCGCUAUUCUUAA
Echinococcus granulosus is the source of this 921-nucleotide messenger RNA. RefSeq lists its product as hypothetical. Bases 1 to 921 code for a protein of 306 amino acids. The transcript has a single exon. NCBI's taxonomy places the organism in Eukaryota, Metazoa, Platyhelminthes, Cestoda, Cyclophyllidea, Taeniidae. The record is from RefSeq and is a predicted model, not a curated record.